UUGUCCAUGCUAAACGCACCCUGAGUCUUGGAAAAACGUAGCUGUGUAAGGACUUUUUACAGGACGCACUGGAUGAACGGAACUCCUUUAUAAAUCAGAAAAUGUUUCCUGCGGGGAAGCGUCUAUAAAAUGACUCACGUCUUUAAUUUGCUCUCAGGAAUCUCGAUUUUACUCGUUCUUGAUGUGACCAGCUUUCACGAAAGUGUUGUGUCUGUGUCUUUGGUGGAAGAAGAUUCCGUCAGUCUACACAGUGGUGUUAAAAAACAACAGCGUAAAGACACCGAAUGGUAUUUUAAUAACCUCCGCAUUGCUCAACUCAAUGCAGAUCUCAGUUUUAACUGUACAGAUGUUCAUUGUAAUGAAGGCACUGAGAGAUUCAGAGACAGACUGAAGCUGGACAAUCAGACUGGAUCUCUGACCAUCAUGAACAUCAGAAACACACACUCUGGAGAAUAUAAACUACUGAUAAAGGGCAAUAGAGAAAUAACCUUUAAUGUCACUGUCUAUGGUGAUCCUGCUGUUCAACAUAAUCGAUUAAAGAAAAACCAGGCAGAAUCUGUCACUCUUAAUCCUGGCAUAAGAAGAGACCUAAUUGCUGUGCUGAAGUGUUUGGUUAAUGACAUUCUCAUAGCUGAAAUCAGUGUAAAUCAGAGUCAGAUCUGCGCUGAUGUUCAGUGUAAAGAGAGAUUCACAGACCGACUGAAACUGGACAAUGAAACUGCAUCUCUGACCAUCACGAACAUCAGAAUAACAGACUCUGAAAAUUAUACAUUAGAGAUUUUCAUCAGGAGUGACGAACGCUUCAGCAUCACCAGAGAGAAGAGAUUCAGCCUUAUUGUUGUUUCUCCUCCACCUUCACAUCUGUCUGGGAGCACAAUUGCAGGAAUAGUUGUUGUGCCAGUUGUUGUUGCUGCUGUUGCUGCUGUUGUUGCUGGUGUGAUUUCUCACCUUUGCCACAGAAAUGACGAAGCAGCCCCACAGAUUGUAAGUAUAACACACAGCUGAUUUAACAAGAUGUGGAAUAUUCUGAACAAAAAUAAAAAAGGGUAAGUGGUAUUUAAAGGUAUAGUUUACAGAAAUGAAAAUUCUGCCAUAAUUUGCUCACCUUUGACUUGUCCCAAACCUGUUUGAGUUUCUUUAUUGUGUUGAGCACAAAAGACUAAUAUUGAGAAAAAACAGCCAUUACCUUCAGAGUAGGGAAGUCUGUGAAAGCUAAUAGUUAAUAUUUGGGAACCUGUAAUUAUGAAGGGCAAUGUUUUUUUUCCAACACUCUUCGGGACAUCAUCUUGUGUGUUCAACCGAAUAAAGAAACUCAAACACAUUUGGAACAAGUCAAGGGUUAUGAUUAUGAAUAUUGUUAUUAAACAUAAGUUAUAUUAAUGUAGUGAUGCCUAUAUUGCAGUUCAUAUUUUGUACAGAUAUAGCACAUUUUAUUUGAAUACAACUAAAAAAUGUAAAAAAAAAAAAAGAAAAAGUAAUUCAUGAACAACAGAAGGAAGCACAAAUCCAAGACCUCUUUAUCAGAUUAAUCAUUUCAACGUUUUGUGAAUUUUUUUCUACAGGAUGAGCUUGAAGGUGGUCCUACUAGCAUUCCUUUGAGUAAUCAAGAAAGAUCAGACUCAGGCUGCCCACUAAUCAAUUUAUAACACUUUAAUACUGAAAGAGAGACUGGACAGAUUACGCUAUUGGAGAAUCGUUAAGAAACUUGGUGCUAAAUAAACCAAUUAGCUUUAGUUUGGAGGUGUUGCAGAGGAUCAGUGGAGGAUCAGCACUGCCGGAGUGAGAAGGUGAAUGAACAGAACUUCAGCUCUCUGCGCUCAACAUUUUGUUGACGGGACAAUUCCUCAACUCAGACGCUUGUGGCCAGCUUUCAUGCACUCCACACAGGAUGCCUGUGACCUGCAUCAGAAUGGUUACUAACACACUUUACAUAACACAGAACACAUGACUGCAUAAGUGUAAACUCUUUUAAAAUAAAUAUUAGCUAUGUUUCCAUCUAAAGAUGCAUGUUAGACUUGUGCGCAAAGCUUGAAAAUUCCAUAAACAGUUGCGAAUAAAGCACCAUUUCAUUCCACUAAGUCAAAGAGAACAAAAAAGCCACUUCUUGAUUAAACUGGGGCCAAAUAUCCAAAAACAAAAAGCACAUUCCUGUUGUAGAAGAAGCCACUGUGGGCCUUUUUCAUAUAUAAUUGUUUGCGGAUCGCAAUGUGGUCGCUUUUGGAGGCAUAAGGUGCUCUUUUGGAGCACAGACGGUAAUAGUAAUACUAUUGAGGCACUGUGAUGGUGGACUGAGUAAUUUCAGAAUGACCAAAAUAACAUUUCAGAUGUUUUGCAAUGUGGUCGGUCUGCUGGUUUGUCUAUUUAGUGAUGUCCCAACGCACCCAUCAUUACAUGAUCUGUUCAAACAAAAUCAUGUGACUUUUUGAUGCUGGAAUGAGUGAUAUGCAAAAUUGUCAGAUCGCCAUAUCAUCCCCCUUUGAGCUCGCUGAUACAUGAGACUAUCACAUGGGGGCACAGCAGUAUUUUGUUUACUUAUUUGCUCAUUUAAACAUUUUUAUUAAAAUGUAAUUAUUUCACUUCGUUUUAAAGGGCACCUAUUUCCCCCAUUUUUCAAGAUUUAAGAUCAGUCUUUUGUAGGGAUGUCAAAAUUAAUUGUUUCUUUGGUGCACCGCGAUGCAGAUAUGGAAAAUGUAAUAUCAGUUCAGUAAUAGAUCAUAACCGGUUAUUACAUACUGACAUUGUUUAUCUCCAGCAAUGUCGCAGUAGAAUACUAUGGCGAAGGAAGCGAGGGCGAGUAAAUAAACCUCUCCUACUACUUAAAAGGUAGAUAAUUAUGCACAGUUCACCUGCUUGUGAGUUUACUGGAAAGUCUUUCUUUGACACUGAAGGCAGCACAGCACACGAGCCGCUAUUUCACUACUAGGGAGAAAUGCUGUACAACUCCAUCUCUGCCUCUCUCUCUCACACUUCGGACAUUUGACCCACUGGCGUGUUUGUGAGGUAACUUUUUCUCUCUGCUUGGCUGUUAAAACGAUACUUGUGGAUCCUGACACGAGCGUGCCUGAGGUGCGAGUUUUCUCCACUGUGUCUAUUAUGGAUUACCUGUGAUAACCGUGUAUCAUAGACCUUAACCGCAAAUGCGCUUUCACUUCUAAAGCCAAUCGCAGCCCUUUUUGUUGAGUGGUUGAAGACAAUAGCCAAUCACAGGGGUGUAAGACCUCCUUUGACAGCGCUCAAAAAGCAAGCGGGAUAAUAUUUACAUUAGUUUAUUUCCUGUAAAUGCUCAUGCUGUCUUCUGUACAUGCAUUAGAGUUUUGUUUAAAACAUUCAAAAAGAGUGUUUUCUUUGAGCAGGUCAAAUAAAAAGGUACAGUUCAUAUAUCUGACUGCUUGUAUUAAAGGACAAUAUUGUAUCACAAAUAAUAUAUAAAUACUAAUAUAUUUAUAGAUUUUAAUUUUAAAAAAUUAUUGUGUUGUGAGGAAAAAAUCUAAUUAUGUAUGGAAAGCAUCAUCAAUGCACUGUGAUGCACCGAGAUAUCGGAUUGAACCAAAUCGAUGGCAUAAUAAUCAAUAAGUUAUAAGAUUAAAGUUAUAAACGUAUAGUGAUUUAUAAACAAAAAUAAAAUAAAGACAGCAUUUAUGCUAAUGAUACAAGGUGCUUGCUGUUGCAGCCUGAAAGUGUCGGUUAGGUGAUAUUGUGCACAAAAUGCACAAAAAUAGGUGGAUGAAAACAGUAUUACAUAUGAAACUUUACUAGGCCUAUACCUGAAUGUCUUAAAAAGCUCCUGCAACUUGAACACAUACACAACCUCAUCAUCUGACUCUAUUGACUAACCUCAGAGAGAAAGCUACUAAUGGUCACUUUGCUUUUGUGUUUGCUACCUAAAACAACUGGAAUGUCCUACAAUAGCUAUUAAACCUAGAACUAGGUCUGUGCAUUAAAUAAACUGUUGAUGGCCAGUCAGUAGAAUUUGUUGACUAUCAUCUUGGACAAUGAGCCACUUCUUUUGCUGCUUCUGUAUCACAUAUUUAGUAUUUUGUAUUGUGCUGUUUAGUGUCUGAUGUUGAAAAUAAGUGAUUAAAAGACUGUUACGUUUGGA
Molecule: messenger RNA, 4099 nt
Organism: Danio aesculapii
Lineage: Eukaryota; Metazoa; Chordata; Actinopteri; Cypriniformes; Danionidae
Exons: 4
Coding region: 130-1005 (291 amino acids)
Source: RefSeq, a predicted model, not a curated record